AUGGCCGAAACCUGCAGGGAAGGCCAUGAAGUCCCUACAUUAAAUUCAAAAAAAGAGGAAAAAUACAGCUGUUCCUCUGGCUUUGGGAACCACCUUGCCAGGCACCUGGAUGCCCGGGGUGUCAGGGUGUUGGCAACUUGUACCACACAGAAGGGGGCAGAGCAGCUGGAGAAGGUCACCUCAGAGCGCUUGACAACCACCGUUCUGGAUGUCUCCAGUACAGAGAGCGUUGCGGCAGCAACGGAGUGGGUGAAAGAGCAAGUGGGGAACAAAGGGCUCUGGGGCUUGGUGAACAAUGCGGGAAUCGGUGUCCCAUCAGGUCCCAAUGAAUGGCUGACCAAAGAUGACUUUGCAAAGGUGAUCAAUGUCAACCUGCUAGGGUUGAUUGACGUGACACUACACAUGCUGCCCCUGGUGAGAAGAGCCAGAGGGAGGGUGGUCAACAUCUCCAGUGUUCAUGGACGAGUGGCAACCUUUGGAGGCGGUUAUGUCCCGUCAAAGUUUGGUGCGGAAGCCUUCUCUGACACCCUGAGAAGAGAGCUCCAUCCUUUUGGAAUCAAGGUGAGCAUUGUUGAACCAGGUGCUUUCAAGACAGCCGUGUUGUCAAAAUCAGCUGAGUCCUACGAACUUUUAUGGAGCCGGUUACCUCCUGACCUCAAGGAAUGCUAUGGGAAGCAGUUCUUUGAGCAAUGUUGCAAAAUAGCCAAAAAUCUCUCUAUGACUGCCAGCGACAACCUUCACCUGGUCACCAACUGCAUAGAACACGCCCUAACAUCCUGCUCCCCUCGCACUCGCUACUCUGCAGGCUGGGAUGCAAAACUCUUCUACCUUCCUCUCUCUUACUUGCCAACCUCCAUUACUGACUUCAUAAUGAUCUGCAUUUGGCCUAAACCAGCUCAAGCAGUAUAGGGUUGUUGUUGUUUUAAAACAGUGGCUAUAGAA
Molecule: messenger RNA, 942 nt
Organism: Lacerta agilis (Sand lizard)
Lineage: Eukaryota; Metazoa; Chordata; Lepidosauria; Squamata; Lacertidae
Product: retinol dehydrogenase 16-like
Exons: 5
Coding region: 1-909 (302 amino acids)
Source: RefSeq, a predicted model, not a curated record